AUGUCAUGCUCUAAGACUUCAAACAGCAGCAGAAACAACACGCUGAAAAGCCAAAAGCAAGGAAAGAAGAAGCAUGCUAGAAGUGACUCUCUUAAAGAGAUUGUAGACUGCAAAAACAAGACUGACCAGUCUGAAGCUGUCGCCAAUCACUACAAUACAGAUAAUCAACAAAAUGGAUUCCCCUGUUUUGUCUCAGACCCCAACAACGUUAGCGCCACUACGGCCACCCCAAACAGCAUCAUCAUUGACAACACUACCAGCUCCAGCAACAACAUGGACAAGCUCAACAAUGGAACUAGUCCUCACAACCUAUCCCCUGCAGGUUGCCCUCUCCCAGAACUAGUCAUCUCUAGUGAGGGAGAAAUGACUCUUGACGAAACCGACGAUACACUAGACGACAGCUCAGGUCACCAACAGAUUAAACUUCGCAGACCGCGCCAACUUCAGACUCCAAAAUAUAAAAUACCCAAAAAUAAUCCGCCUCCCAAAAGUGAACUUUAUGGUCAAAAGUACGUCAAAUCCAAACGACCCAGUUUUAGAAAUACAUUCCGAAUUCACAAAGGCAAGGCUACAGUGAAACAUAUAUUAUCGAAAAAGACAGCAACAAAUGAAAAGAAAGCUUCCAAAGUUCUUGGUAUCAUUUUUCUAGUCUUUGUCGUGUUGUGGACUCCGUUUUUCGCUGUAAAUAUUUUGAACGCUAUGUGUGAGAGUUGCAUGAGAAACCUCACUAAAGAAGUCAUGUCAUUGUUUUUGUGGAUGGGCUAUGUUGCAUCGCUGGCAAAUCCCAUCAUUUAUACCAUGUUUAACACGGCUUUCAGAAGGACGUUUAUUAAGAUACUCACGUGUAAAAUCCAGCGGACGUUCUGGAGCAAGUCGAGCGAUACUCAUUACAUGAGCUACACGACCAUGCUAGCAAGUGAGCGACGGAACACUAUGACCGUUGUUUUGAGAGAUGAAUCCAAGUAG
Molecule: messenger RNA, 966 nt
Organism: Candidula unifasciata
Lineage: Eukaryota; Metazoa; Mollusca; Gastropoda; Stylommatophora; Geomitridae
Source: the annotation of a GenBank genome assembly